ACAGCCACCUCCUCCUCCUGCGACCUGCCAGCCAUGAAACCUCUAUUCCUCCUGUUUCUCACCAUUCUUCUGGCCACCGAACCGGUGGUGUCAGGCAAGCGUCAGAUCCUUCGAUGCAUGGGUGACAAGGGAAUCUGCAGAACUUCUUGCAAAAAGACCGAACAUCCCUACCUCUAUUGCAGAGAUUAUCGAUCAUGCUGCCUCCAGUCCUACAUGAGGAUAAACAUGUUCAGCACAGAAGACGAUAGUGACUGGAGGUGAGAGAUCCACUGGC
Phyllostomus hastatus (greater spear-nosed bat) is the source of this 274-nucleotide messenger RNA. RefSeq names its product beta-defensin 119-like. Lineage: Eukaryota; Metazoa; Chordata; Mammalia; Chiroptera; Phyllostomidae. Bases 34 to 261 code for a protein of 75 amino acids. Gene Ontology annotation, biological process: antifungal innate immune response; defense response to Gram-positive bacterium; defense response to Gram-negative bacterium. Gene Ontology annotation, molecular function: lipopolysaccharide binding. The record is from RefSeq and is a predicted model, not a curated record. The transcript is spliced from 2 exons.